UCCUUCUCCCUCUGCACACAUUUCUCCCUAUUAACCUCUCUGCGUGAGUGUGGUACAUUUUUUCACAAUUAAUGAACGAUUAUCAAUAUACUGUUAUUGACUGAAGUCCAUAGUUUAUGUUUCAUUCAUUGUGUUAUACAAUGAUGUGGAUUUUGACCAUGUACUCUUUUGGGAAGGGGGUCUGGCUUAGUAUUAUUUUAAGAUUCAUUCGUGUUUUUGUAUGUAUCACUCUACCCCCACCCCCCAUUUCGUUUAUCCAGUUGGGCUGUUUCCAGUUUGGAGCUACUGUAGACAAAGCUGCAGUGAGCGGUGAUGUGCAUGUCUCUGUGCAGAUAUUUGUUCUCAUUUCUCUUAGGAUGGCUGGGAAUGUAAACAAGAAUAAGCCAUUUCCGGAUGGCUUUUAGCAUAUACUACUGACACAUUAUUUGUGAUGGCAUCUGAGACCGAGAAGACCCAUGCUUUACUCCAGUCUUGUAGCACUGAAUCUCUUAUUUCUAGCCUUGGUCUGGGCAUAUUCUGCCUAGUAGCUGACAGACUUCUUCAGUUUUCCAUAAUUCAGCAAAAUGACUGGCUUCGUGCCCUCUCAGAUAAUUCAGUACAUUGUGUGAUUGGCAUGUGGUCAUGGACCAUAGUCAUUGGAAUCAAGAAGAAGACUGACUUUGGAGAAAUCAUUUUAGCUGGAUUUUUAGCCUCUAUUAUUGAUAUAGACCACUUUUUCCUAGCUGGAUCCCUAUCUUUAAAGGCUGCUCUGACUCUUCCACGAAGACCCUUCCUUCACUGUUCUACUGUGAUACCCGUUGUGGUUCUGACUGUGAAGUUUACUAUGCACCUUUUCAAGCUCAAGGACUCCUGGUGCUUUCUUCCCUGGAUGUUAUUUAUAUCCUGGACCUCACACCAUGUCCGAGAUGGAAUUCGCCACGGCUUGUGGAUAUGCCCUUUUGGAAAAACUUCUCCUUUGCCAUUCUGGCUUUAUGUAAUAAUUACAUCAUCUUUACCUCAUAUCUGUUCAUUCGUUAUGUAUUUCACAGGGACCAGACAAGUGAUGUCUUCAAAACACGGAAUUCAUAUUGAUGUCUGAGAUAACCAUGUGGCAGUCUUAGAGAAGCAGUGGUUGAAACAACGGUAAUUAAGGCUAGCCAACAUUAAAGUGAACUUUAAAAAACUUACUGGUUCUUAUUUAAUUAUUGUAGUUCCUGAAUCCUCUUGUUCAGGAGGCAUGAACAAUUUUUUUUUUAAUUAUAUGUUUGUUGUAUUCCUCUCUUCUAAACAUUCUAGUGAAAUAGAGUUUUAAUUACUCCAUGAUAAAUGUUUGUUUCUUCUGUUUACCUGGCUUUACUAAUGUUAUUAGAUUAGCAUCUGGUUAUUGGCAAAUACACCUUUAAGGUAGGUUAUUUCCUGAUGAAAAACAGCUCAAAUUUUAGGAUGACUAAUUUGUGGAAACUUAGCAUUGUAUCGGGAUCCACAUUUUCCUCAGAUACUGAAACAAUGAAACAGGCAAAGUGGGAUUAUGAAAAAGAUGUAUAGUGAAUGCUAAGAUUUCUUUACUCCAUAUUUUGAUCCUGACUGAAGUUUAAUUUGCCAAGUGCUUUAGUGAGUUGUGAUUACUGGCAGAAUCUGCUUCAGUGAACUUGUGUCAUAUAACAUUCUUAAGAGACAGUACUAUAGACCUAGGUUAUUAUUUCAGAAAUAACUUCAGGGAAUUAUUAUCAUAAUAGCUAUAGUAACAUCUUGCUAAAGUAUUAUUUUUUUCACUAUCUUUGUCCCCACAUCUCAUGUGUUGGGAAUUUUAACUGUUUUGAAAACACAAUUAAAUAUAACAAAAUAUUUGCUUAAAAUUAACCAAAUAUUUUAAAUUAACAUUAAAAAAAAUUGUACUUGGUUUAUAACCAUAGAAUUUAUCCCAAAAAAGGACUUAACCAAUGUCAUUUCAAAUGUAGACUCCUGAAUGUGACAUUAAAAUUAUUUUAAUUGCUGUCAAUUUGUUUAUAUAUGAUUCUAAAAUAUACCAGUUAAAUAAUUUUUUUUUAAUUUGCCUGAUAUUGAAAGACAACACACUUUUUCCAAAAUAAGGUAGUUUUAGGAUAUUGGCUUUUUCUUCUGUUCUUUCAGGUUGAUCUUCUGUUAAAAAUGAUUAACCUUUAUGAGAAGGAAAAUUGAGUUGCUCUAACUUUUACACUUCCAUAGUUUAACAUUAUGUUGAUGUAACAGUCAGUGGCCCAAAGGCACCUGCUUUUUUUGUAGCAUUUGUACCAGCUGCUGUCUUCAGAUUUUCUCACACAUUUGUGUUUUAUAAUGCUCGUGAUUGUGUGCCUUGUUCUCUGAAAGGGAGGAAGCAAUGCCUUAUCCAAAGCAGAUUUUUCUUAUUAAGUUAAUAGAGUUCUAUAAAUUGUCAUAAAGGAUCAAGCUCUUAUAGUUUUUGUUGUUAACCAGUUGGUUGUAGUCUAUUAUAUUGUACAAUUUGUUACUCUUACAAUCUGUUUUUGUCUUUCAAGAGCUAUUACUGUAUCAGUUUGGUUGGUUUAAUAGUAAAUAUUACAUAGUGGGGAUAAAUUUGAUUAAGGUAGGUAUUUUUUAAAAGCAUAUGAUUUUAGAAAUCCCUGGAAAUAAAGCAUAUGUCUUGUGUAA
Messenger RNA from Phacochoerus africanus (Common warthog), 2625 nucleotides. RefSeq names its product transmembrane protein 267 (gene TMEM267). The record is from RefSeq and is a predicted model, not a curated record. The transcript has 3 exons. The coding region runs from base 431 to 1078 and encodes 215 amino acids. Lineage: Eukaryota; Metazoa; Chordata; Mammalia; Artiodactyla; Suidae.